This is a messenger RNA of Lactuca sativa (garden lettuce), 2343 nucleotides long. RefSeq lists its product as uncharacterized. The record is from RefSeq and is a predicted model, not a curated record. NCBI's taxonomy places the organism in Eukaryota, Viridiplantae, Streptophyta, Magnoliopsida, Asterales, Asteraceae.
AUGGCGUCUUUUGGUGCAAACGAAGACGACUCAAUCAACAAAGGUCGUGCACCAUAUGUGUUUAAGGUUAGUGGUCAGAUAUACCACUGGAUAGGAUCUUUUUAUCCUCAAGAUGUUCAUCAACCCCGUUUUCUCCAAUUGUACAUGUGUGAUACUGAAAAUGAGGUUGCUAAUAGAUUUCAUUCGUUUCAUGGUGAGGGGGAAGUACUUUUAUCUGCAGAUGUUGUAGAUUCCUUAAGUCAUAUGUUACAUACACAUAAUGAGUAUGUUCGUACAUUUAAGACAGCGAAAGAAAUAGCUCGGUCAAUGAAUUUAGAUUCAUAUGGUGAACGUUUAUUUAAUGUUGUACCUGACAGAAGAUAUGGGCCACCGGCCCCUGGAAGUUUAGGUUGUAUUGUUUGUGGUGAUGAUGUUACUGGGGCUGUCUAUGACAUUGUUGUCUAUUCGAAAUCUGGGUCACCUCAUCGUGUCAGUAAGCUUCAUCCUACUUACAUGCCUUUGCAAUAUCCAUUACUAUUCCCAUACGGUGAAGAAGGAUGGUCUCCUACCUUGCAUCUACGUAUUAACUCCAACAGAAGUUUGACAAAUAAUAUGUAUUACAGUUAUCAAAUUCAUGACCGACACACUUACUCUCUUAUUUUACGUUCACGCCAGCUUUUCCACCAGUAUUUAGUGGAUGCCUAUACUUGCAUUGAACAAUCUAGGCUUGACUUUAUUGAACAACAUCAACAACAAUUACGUAUAGAGUACAUCAGCGGUGUUUACGACGCUUUGUCCAAAGGUGAUACACAUAGUCGUGUCAUUGGAAAACGUGUAUUUCUACCUGCAACUUUCAUUGAGGGACCAAGGUAUAUGUAUAAACACUAUCAAGACGCUAUUGCCAUUUGCAAGGUUCAUGGUAAGCCACAAUAUUUCAUCACUUUCACUUGCAAUGUUAAAUGGCCUGAGUAUAGAAGAUACAUGGAUGCUAUUGGUCAACGAGAUAUUCAAAACAGACCAGAUAUCAUUGCACACAUCUUUAGAAUCAAAGUUCGUGCUUUCAUUAACUUCCUUAAAGAGGAAAAAAAAUUUGGAGAUGUUAGUGCAUAUCUUUACACCAUUGAAUUCCAAAAAAAGGGUUUACCACAUUGUCAUACAUUAUUAUGGGUUACAUCACCCUUUAGAAUUCAAGAAGGUGCAGAUAUUGAUAAAUACAUUACCGCUGAGCUUCCUGAUCCUACACUUGAACCAGCACUAUAUAGGACUGUUACUACAUGCAUGCUACAUGGUCCUUGUGGUUCACUAAAUAUUGGUGCCCCAUGUAUGGUAGAUGAUAAAUGGGUUAAACGGUUUCCUAAACCUCUCAACCCAUUAACAACUUUUGAUGAAAAUGGUUACGUGCAUUAUAAAAGACGUGUUGGAUCAUAUCAUGUCUUACAAAGUGGGGUUAUAACUGAUAACGGCUUUGUAGUGCCGUACAAUAAACGUUUGUGUAGUCGCUUUGAUGCUCACAUCAAUGUAGAAUAUUGUGGAUGGAAUAUGAUGAUUAAGUACUUAUUUAAGUACAUUUCAAAAGGGGUUGAUCGCGUUCGUUUCACUCUUCAAACAUCAGAGGCAAAUAUUACUGCUUCUUCCUCUACCAUAACCGUCAUUGUAAAUGAAAUCAAGUCGUUUCUUGAUGAAUGGUUGCACAAUAAUCAACAUGAUGUUCGAGGAAUUGACUUGACAUACAAUGAUUACCCUUCUAAAUAUAGUUGGGACAACAAAGAUAAAAGAUGGAUUCAUAGGACUACCACGACAAAUACUACCAUUGGCAGACUUGCAGAUGUACAUCCAACUGCUGGGGAGUUAUUUUAUCUACGGAUUUUACUUUUCCAUCAAAAAGGAUGUAAAUCAUUCUAUGACAUUAGAACCAUUCGUGAAAACACAUACUUAAAUUUUCAUGAUGCAUGUGAAGCGUUAGGGUUAACUGGUAACGAUAAAGAGUGGCUAACAGCAUUUAAAGAAGCAUCAUCUUGGGCAACCUCAUUUGAACUUCGUUCUCUCUUAUGUCAUCUACUUUUGUAUUGUGAAGUAGGAAACCUUCUUUUGUUAUGGGAAGCCGCAAAACCUAAAAUGGGCGAUGACAUAGCCCAUACAUUCACUUCCAAUUCUACAGAUCCCAAUGUAAUUCUACGUGUUGAUACACUAGAACAACAAAUACUUCUCGAAAUUCAAGAAACUCUACUAGCUUCAACACCUUCCAAAUCACUUACUGACUUUGGAUUGCUAAUGCCAUCUCCAUCUCUACUUUCCUUUCUCAGAAAUUGUCUUCUUCUUGAAGAGACUAAUUAUGAUACAAAUCUUUUGAAUUCUCAAAAUUAA